Messenger RNA from Lodderomyces margitis, 651 nucleotides. RefSeq names its product ERG2 family protein. Lineage: Eukaryota; Fungi; Ascomycota; Pichiomycetes; Serinales; Debaryomycetaceae. Gene Ontology annotation, cellular component: endoplasmic reticulum. The record is from RefSeq and is a predicted model, not a curated record. Bases 1 to 651 code for a protein of 216 amino acids. Gene Ontology annotation, biological process: ergosterol biosynthetic process. The transcript has a single exon.
AUGAAGUUUUUGUUCCUAUUAGCUAUUCCAGUUGCUAUCUAUUCAAUAUCGUGUUCGUUGUAUUACACUUGGUUGCCAACAAACUUUCGAUUCGACAAAGAUGUCCUUCACCAACUAGCACAAGAAGCAAUUGAGCAGCAUCCAAAUAAUGUUACUGAAUUGAUGAUUGAUUUGGGAGCUAAAAUUAAGCACCAAUACCCCGAUAUUGUUAAUGAAUUAAAUUUCAAUGAGUGGGUAUACAACAAUGCAGGGGGAGCUAUGGGUACCAUGUUUAUCCUUCAUGCAUCAAUCACAGAAUACUUGAUCUUCUUUGGUACAGCAAUUGGGACCGAGGGACACACUGGUGUUCAUUUCUCGGAAGACUACUUUAUGAUUUUACAAGGUGAAGAGAGAGCAGCACUAGCAGGAAAUUUGGAACCAGAAGUGUACAAACCUGGCGAUUGUCAUCAUUUAGUCAGAGGCCAAGUUAAACAGUAUGCUAUGCCCGGUGAAUCGUGGGCUUUGGAGUACGCACAGGGAUGGAUACCAUCAAUGUUGUUCUUUGGGUUUUUGGAUACAUUCACUUCAACUUUGGAUUUCUACACUCUCUAUUUGACAUGUUAUUAUACCGCUAGAGAUAUGUUGAAGAAUUUGCUUAAUGGUAAGAUUUAG